Esox lucius (northern pike) is the source of this 1939-nucleotide messenger RNA. RefSeq names its product enolase-phosphatase 1 (gene enoph1). Gene Ontology annotation, molecular function: acireductone synthase activity; magnesium ion binding. NCBI's taxonomy places the organism in Eukaryota, Metazoa, Chordata, Actinopteri, Esociformes, Esocidae. The coding region runs from base 418 to 1203 and encodes 261 amino acids. The transcript has 6 exons. The record is from RefSeq and is a predicted model, not a curated record.
AAAUGACCAUUGUUAUGAUUCUUUAGUUAACUGUGUAUUUUGACAUUCCUAACCUAGCUAGUCUAAUGGUUACUUUAAUAAAUAAUUAUUAAUAGACUUCCAUGGUGAAUUUUCCUCGUGGCUGUAAUGAUCAUCACCGCCUUGGUGGAAACUGAACACUUCCUGGGCUCCCGGCUAUUCGUUUACACGCUUCAUGUGUUGAGCACAUUCAAUGGACCUGACUGCUUUAUGCCUGCUGACGAGCCGGCACUGUCCACCAUUAUCUAGUUAAUUGAAAGGAAACCUAAAGAGAUUUUAAAAGGAAUUUGUAGUUUUUUUGGGGGGGGAUUUAGUCGCUGUUCUCCAGCCUGGAUAUCCGAAGAGCGAGUAAAAGUUAGCUAGUACAGUACAGUAGAUAGGCGGCUUCAGCUAUAAAAAAUGGCCAUGGUUUCAAUUCCUGCAAACACAUCCGCUAUUUUGCUGGAUAUUGAAGGAACUACGACACCAAUAACGUUUGUAAAGGACAUUUUAUUCCCAUACAUCAAAGAUCAUCUUGAAGAGCAUUUGUCGGCGCACUGGGAAGAAGAUGAAUGCAAACAAGACGUGCAUCUUCUGAAGAAACAGGUUGAGGAGGACCUGCGUCUGAACCGAGCAUGUGCGCAGCAUGUCCUGGACCAGUCAGUGCACACCGAUGAGGAGAAGGCCAUCAGGGAGGUGGUGGACAACGUGCUGUGGCAGAUGGCUUCAGACAGGAAGACACCAGCACUGAAACAGCUGCAGGGUCACAUGUGGAGGGCGGCCUACGCCGCCGGGAGAAUCAAAGGCGAAGUGUACCAGGAUGUGGUCCCAUCCAUCAGAAGGUGGAGACGGCAGGGCCUGAAAGUCUAUAUCUACUCCUCUGGCAGCGUGGAGGCUCAGAAACUACUGUUUGGAUACUCAGUAGAAGGAGACCUACUAGAUCUGUUUGAUGGCCACUUCGACACCAACAUAGGCGCUAAAGUUGAAAGUAAAAGUUACGAGAGGAUUGCAGAGAGAAUCGGCUGCCCGCCCGAGGAAAUCAUGUUCCUGACAGAUGUCACAAGGGAGGCCAAGGCAGCCGAGGACGCGGGUGUAAACGUAGUGGUGGUGGUGCGCCCGGGCAACAUGGAGCUGACGGAGGAGGAGAAGUUACACUACAACCUCAUUACAACCUUCAGCCAACUGGAAGUGAUAGACAGCGCUUAACUCAGGAUGAGGGGGAGGAAUGCUGUCGUCUGAUUCAGCCCCUUCUCCUCCACAGCGUGCACUCAUUGGCUCCCCCUUGUGGUUGGAAAAGUAUUGGACUCAAUAUGGGAGUUCUCUCUAUGCAGUAUGUCUAACACGUUAGGGUUGCUUUUGGGUGGGGGGGUCAGGAGUGUAAACUUGGAGGAGAAGGGUGAAAAAUCAGGACACAGUCAGAAAACAGGAAUCAGAACACUACCCUCUUCCCCUAGCAGCAGAUGUCCCUUUGGUCUUAUUGAAGGGCUGGAACAGUAAAAUGUAUGGAUGCACCUCUGAGUAUAUUGGAGGGCCAGGUGGAGCUGUUGUUUUAUUUCUUUCAUCUGGUCUAUUCAGAGUCUGAAUUGGAUUGUGCUAAGGGAAGGAGCUACUAACUAAAAUGGAACCAGGCCCUUUUCAUAAGAACUUUGUCCCUGGGGUGGGGAGGGGAGAAAAUUGCACCAAGCUUUUUGGGAGUGCACAGAGUAGCCAAUCCAGCAGUCUGUUUCUGGUCUAUCCAACAUGUUGUUUUCUCUACCAGGGAACAGUGUAGCAUUGUUGGAACCCAGAGCGGUCUGGUAUCCAGGCUACACUCAUGGUGUCAGGUCAGGUGGGCAACAAGGAGCACGUCAUACCAGUCUGCAGACUGCUCAUUUAAAGGACCUGCCUGGGUUUCCUCCUUUUUUUUUUUUUUAGCCUUUUAAAUAAAAAACCCUAUUUAAGU